Drechmeria coniospora is the source of this 8727-nucleotide messenger RNA. RefSeq names its product glycosyl transferase. Lineage: Eukaryota; Fungi; Ascomycota; Sordariomycetes; Hypocreales; Ophiocordycipitaceae. Bases 1 to 8727 code for a protein of 2908 amino acids. Gene Ontology annotation, molecular function: glycosyltransferase activity. The transcript has 4 exons. The record is from RefSeq and is a predicted model, not a curated record.
AUGACUUCGUUCUUCCAGCCCGGGUCGAAUGAUCCAACGAUCAUCGAGUGCGGGCAUUCAAGAUUCCAGGUCUACUGCAAUUCCGUGCUACCAGUAGAGAAACUCCUUCAGACCUGGUAUCAAGAGGCCAACUUGGCGGUUGGCGUAGCUGCUGUUGGCGUGCCCAUCCUCUUAUGGAUUCUUCACUCACUGAGGCAAACAUGGGGCGCAAGGAUCACCACAGGAUGGAGGUUACCGAGGAGGAGAGAGCCGAUAUCCAGAGGUCACGACAAAAGUGCGAAUGCCGCUCCGAUAUCCUUUGAAUCUACCAAGUCGUUUCGCAUCUAUUCCGCAACCGAGAGUCAGUCAGAGCUCGGCGAUGCCAGACAGUAUGAUUUGAGCAUCUUUCCGCUCACGGCCACCGGGAGAAGCUCAUCUCAGUCCCAGUACCAGGGGGGCUUCAUGUCCGAUUCCAACCUAAUCGGGUCACUGAGUAGGACGCGUGGUAACAGCACACGGGCCUCGAGUAUAACGGCGGCAACGAUACCCAACAAGAUGAGUAUGGCUUCUGUCGAUCUGGGAACCCUCGGUUCCGCCGCGUUGGAAGAGAAUGCACUUGACCAUACGGCCAACUUUUUAGCCGAUUCUUGCUUGGAGAACAGCUUGGCCGGCCUGGCGGUCCGUUCUUCCACGACGAUAGAGCCUCGGCAGGUUGAGCGGCUCUUGGAAUUGCUCUGUCGCAAGGAUGUGUCUGUCCUGCUGAUCUGUCACCAUGACUCGGACGAGUUGGAUGCGAUCAGAUUCGAGCACGCUUCGGGUCUCGUCAUUGAGAACGCAACGAUGCUACGGAACGGCGAGCGUAGAGAUUAUUUCGGGGCCAAGCGACUUCGAGACCUCAUGGGGCGAUGCGGCCAAGAGCGCGAACGACGACCUGACUUCUUCGUAGGCUUCCUUGAACUCUGGCACAAGCGUCCCCAUCCGUCCAUCAUUCGACGGGCCGUCAAGCUAGCCGAUCACUUCGGAGCCGUCGUCGAACAUGGACCGGUGAAUCCCAAGCUGAGGAUUGAGACUUGCUCAGAUGAUGCAACCCGGACCUUGAGCGGGUUCGAGUAUCUGCGACGAGGGGAUCUAACGGAGUUGCAAAAGUGCUGGACAUCAGAUGUGAGAAAGGUCUGGGUGCCGAACAGCGAGCCGGUACCAGAAAACGUCCGGUCCCUGCCUCUCCAGGACCUCGACUUGGCCAUACCGUAUGCCUCUCAUUUUCUCAACCAGCAGUCGUUGCCUCUAGAGCUUGGCGUGGUGCGAGAUGAGCAUCCGGCGCUCACGGCGGCUCCCGAGUACGCCUCGAUUGCGCCGAGGCGACGAGACUUCUGGGAGAUUGCUGCCAACGGCGUCGCCUUCUCGCAUCUUGGCUGCUUUUCCCUUGUGGCAGAACCAUCUGCCGAGGACUAUGUUGCAGUCGUGGCGACUCAGAGUCAUCUUAAGGAGCUCCAGAUGCUACGCGCUUGUACGGCCCCGGAAACGCACCGAAUGCUGGAGGAGCUUCGACCCCUGACAUCCGAACGAAACGAAUGCGGUCAUCUUAUCCAAGACCUGGUUCGGGGCCUCGAGUCACAGCAAGUUGUCGUAUAUAAGGGGCUUGAUACCGGCUUUCGUGUUCCCGAUGGCGAUGGCUACUUCUGGGGCGUGGCAAAGGCUCGGGAGGGCGAUCCUUCGGCACUCUCCGUCGACAUCUUCAUCUCGCAGGCGGCACCCCACGACGCGGCAACUGUUUUGCAUACCUGGCUAGCCCAUCGCGGCAUCCGUCGUUCUGUUCGCUUUGAUGCCGAGACAAAGCUCGAAAAGGCAAACGGGCAAAACGACGAGAGCGGCCUACCCCUGAGCGUCCGGGUCGCGCUUGAGAGGGCAACGGAUGCCGAGAGGCUCCAGAUGCUUCAGCAGAUGCGCGUUUCCCAGCUUCAUCACCGACUUCGGGGGCCAAUAACCAUGUUCUGCCGAUCCAUGCUCAUAGACCAGACCUCCAAACAGAACUGGAACCAGUGUCACGCACGGGGUAUCCUGGAUGGUUCCAUGUCCGCCGAGACCAUGUUCCGCACCAGGCUCGCAUUCUUUGCCCGCUGCGGUGCAACGGAGCUCCCGUGUGUUGAAAAUCUCGUUACACUCUACGAACUUGUUGAAAGGACCAUCCAUGAUGCCCUUUUCUACGGCGAUAGGGAGCCCAUAAACGCCUUCACAAAUGCCCUCGUCAAGGCCUUCCGUCCAGGCGCUUCCUCCGACAGUGGUGGGUUCGUUGAUGUCAAUGCCGAUCUCUUUGCCCUUACGUUCUUCAGUAUUUUGCGAAAAGUAUCGUUCGAAGAAGUGUAUAUCGAGUCGACGGACCGGUGCCCCAUCUUCCUGGCCUGCCCGGACCAAGCCGCCGUCUUUUCCGAGCUUUGGGUUCUCGGCUCCCAAUGCGAGAUCUUUCUCGGCCUGUUACCCUCGGACUUGGGCGAGAUCAUAUACAAUCGAUACAAGGAUUUCUUGGAGGAGCGACCGCCCUUGGCCAGCGACCGCGAGAACAAUGAGAUCAUGACGAUGUACUCGAGUGGCGAGGGUCCGCCCCCCUCGAACAACGACGCAGGCAAGGAAAAGGAAACACCGCAAGUCCAAACAACGCAUGAGAUCUUAGUCAAGUGGAGGAAGCGAUUCACCGAGUUUGGCGCCAUGUCCAUCUUUUGCUUACCCGCUAUCAUCGACGUCCUGCUACUUACAUUUGUCGGUCGAGGCAUGUUCAUGACAGCCUACAUGGACCCCUCGCAUCUGCAAGCUGCUGGAUACGCUCUCCUCAUUGCUCUUCUCAUGACGGCUGGCAUUACUGGUUGGGUCGGCAGCACAGGCGCGUACUAUCUUGCCCAUUAUGCUUACGACAAUAUGACGACCUUUCACGUACAGCGUCUUUCAGGAGGUUUCGUCCUGACGAUCGUCGUUGCUAUAGGCGGUUUUGUCACCUUUACGGUACAAACAUCGGCGGCUGUUGGCUUCGUAUUCGUUGCAUUCCUCAUCGUCAUCACCACCUACUUGAAUUUGCUUGGCGUCAUGGCCACCAUGCAUCAGCACGGGAGCCCCAUGACUUCUGGUCGCACAGUACUAUGGAGAACCAUACCCGUGUUGCUCCUGUCGCCCAUUAUCUCGACGUUUGUCAACAGUCAUGACCUCGAAAUCUAUCUCCCUAUCACAUACUCGACGAUUCUGCUCCUACUAUAUCAGUACCGUCGUCUUUGUCACGAGUGGGCGGGCUGGAUGAAAAUGAUACCAGAGGUGUCCGAGAAAGAAAUCAACAUGUGGUACACUUCUAGUCGAGAGCUGGAAGAGAAUGAUGGAGAUGCGGAAAAGACAGAUGGUGAUUCCAAGGUUGCUCAGGCUGCUCUCCGCAUGGCCGUUUCUUCCUAUUCUCAGCGUAGCCGAGAUGCCGUGUCGUCAGGCCUCCUCAAGGACGAGUUUGUCAGUCGCAUCGCCGAUGGCAUGCCCUACAUCGAUUGGCUCUUUAAGAAGACAAACCCCGAUGGCAACAUGCCCGAAGUUUUCAGCAGCGCCUGGUUCACACAGCUAGGCGAAGCUAAGAAGCAACAGCAGCAAUUGUCUCGAGGCCUCAAGGAGCACAACAUCAUGUUGCUUUUCCGUAACGCUCGAUAUGACAUGGGGCAAAACCUUGGCCUUUUCCUCGUCGCCCUCAUGGAUCGCUGGGUCAGCAUCGCGAUGAGCGCGAGGGAGCCACACCGCAGCAUAUACACCGAUUCUCGCGCUCGUUAUGGCAUUUGCUUCUGCAUCCUAUACUUUUGCUUCGCCGUCAUGAUGCUUGAUGUCAUCCUUCAAGACUACUGGACUCUCCGCUUCGUUCUUUCCAAGGAGAAGCUCAUAGACUAUCGGCACGCGCGAGCGGUGGCGAGAGACUGGGAAAGCAUGCGACGGAGGACGCUUGUCUCGGCCCUGGCCAGGCUUCUCGGGCACAUCACCUUCAUUUUUGGCAUCACCACCAUCUUGCUAUGGGCUUUUGUGGAGAGUGCGGAAACAACGAUUCUGUACUACUUGUACAUACUCGGAUACACGAGCGUCAUCGUCUUUCAGUUCAACCGCUGCUUCACCACCAACAUCCCCGUUCACGUCACCAUCAUCUUCGCUUCGGCUGUCGUUGGCUUCCUUGCCGGAUGCGCGCUGCACGCAAUUCCCGCCACUGCCGGCUGGCUCUACUCGGACGUUGUAGCCCAAAACAUUGCUGCCGUUUCUGCUGCAUUGGGAACGCUCAUGUGGUCCUGGAAGGAUUGGACCGCACCUGGAGCCGAGUCUGCUCCCCUUUUCGCCGUCGCACCGAAACGCGAUAUUUGGCUCCAGCGAAAUCUCCGAGCAGCAUCCGAUGUUGAAUCCAAGGUCAUGGUGGGAAAGGCCCAGAAAGUUGUCGGCCCCGUGACGAAGUUCGAGGACCAGUCCGUGAUGAGCCAAAAGAUAACCCAGCUUCUGCAUCGUAGCCUCAAGACGCAGAAUAGAAUGGUGAAAACAACCCCCUGGUCCAUCGGCAUCAUCCGGACGGCCAUCCGGAGAUGGGAACAAGGACGGAUCAAGAUCACCGUGGUCAGCCAGGAGAAGUUUACCAAGGCUGGCUUGCGAGAUAUCUGCUCGUUUAGCCAGGUCGAUGGGGAAGUUGUCAAGGUUGUCGCCGGAUUUCUUCGAGAGGCAGAACUGCGUCUGCCGUCAUGGAAGUCCCAGCUGGCCACCAUGUUGGCCGAAUCAUUGCUAUACCACGUUGCCCGAGUCGACGGCAUGUUGUCGCAUUCCCAGGCUGUCCAAGCGGAGCACUUCAUCCACCGAAGCGCAAUUAUGUCGAAACGCAUAGAGCUGGAGCUUGCGACGGCUGAUUUUAGCAACCUAUCACGAUUCGUUCGUAAAAGCAACGCCGAAAUCAUGCGGCAUUUGUGUCUUGACGUCGAUGUCGAUUCCGGCUGGGAGACGCUCCCUCUCGGCGCGAGGGAGGCCAUCUUUGCACGGAUCACAGGUCACAACGUUGCCUUAUCUGAGGAUCUUUGCAGAUGGCUUUCAGACCGAGAGCUUGACAUGCAGACGCUCGACUUCCACCUGCAGCUGACGCUCGCCAUCUAUUGCAAGUCGGAUGAGCGAUACAAGACGGCUGUCUACCUGUCUCGAAAUAGCAACCCGACCGCCCUGGCCACUGUGCCGGAACUGAGACCCGUCCGGCUUACCACUGGUCGUCUGGGCUUUUCCCGCCUGUUCCUCCGUUGCGUGGAGACAGUUCCGCUCGCCUUUGUCAAAUGGGUGGCCGUCAUAUCGGGUGGCGGUGCGGAUAUCGAACGGGAGCUCUCGUAUUCCUUGCGAAACUUUUACUUCCGUCGCUUGAUUCUCUACUUCACUCUCAGUGUGUGGAAAGCUUGCUGGCUGAUGAAGAAUUUCUGGGUUUCCUUGCUGCUCGUCUAUCACCGCCCAGCCCUCGUCAACAUCACUCGGCUCGCUCGAAAAGGGGCUCGCCGGGUGAUUAAAAAGAACUGCAUCACCGCCGAGCUCCGCGACAAAACCAUCACUGGAUUUGCCAUUGAGGGCGGUGAUGAAGACGGAGGUAUGGUUCUAGAAGCCUUUGAAGGAGCCCUCCUGCAGCAGCCGUCGCAGGAGAAGAAGCCCAUCUUCAAGGCAACGUACGAUAUGAACCUGAGGCUCACGUCCAGACUCGACAGCGACGGAAACACUUCGACUUAUCAAUACACCCCGGGUUCCAGGAGCAGAUGGCCUGUUUCUAAAGAGAUAGUAGACUCCACCUGCCGAACGAUAAGCUUUUACGACAAGUAUGGACGCACCCUACACGGCGUAACCUCGCCCGGGUCGGCCGCCUACGCCUUUCACUACCAUUACAAGACGGCGCCGAAGGGAAGCCCGGAUCUUCUCCGUGCUGACUUCAAGCCUCUGAGCGCAGCAUCAAGCGACAGGCUUUCAGUCUUCUGGGGCAUGCCGUCAGGGGGGGACGGGUCCAAGGCUGAGGCCUAUGAUUGGUCUCCGUCCGAAAAGAUUCGCCGCAUAGUCCGCGUGGUCGAUGGCAAGAAGUUUGUGACAGAGAUUGAAUAUCACCACCGUCGAGACCCUGUAGUCACGACGAUACUUGAAGGAGCAGAUGACGGCCAGAAGACUGCAAUUUCGCAUCCGCCCCGCGUCUUCCCCGAGGAGGAGACUCUCCUUAAACGACCGGGAAAUCUCAUGUUCGAACUUGACGAUAUCCUCAUCCACCAUGGACUCCUUCAAGUCAAACGCAUGAGGCACGCCGCCAAGAGUAGACGAUCCGUCAUUCCCCACUGGACAGCUCUACCCAUGUGGGGGAGCCGAGUAUACAGGCCCGUUCCGACCUGGCACAUUCGGACAGCCCUCUGGCGAGGUUGGCUCGGCUGCGAACUCGACGCCGUAUCGGCUUGCUGGCUCGAUGAGCUCAUCUUACGAGAAGAGCCUCUGCUUCGCACCUACUGGCGCGCUCGUGACAUUGGAGAUGUCGAAGCUGCCCGGCAGGCCCUCAACGGCGGUAUCGACCAGAUCGUCUCAGCCAUCGAUCUCGAGACCGAAGUCUCCGAGCUCUGUCUCCUCCCUAUUCGAACAGCCGAUCUCUACGCCAUGGGUCUCGGAAAGGAUGCUACCCAGGUAACGAAUCGUCCACAAGACUGUUACCGCGACACCGGGGAUCGCAUAUCCGUCAUCGUCAACGACAUCGGUUGUUGGCCUGAAGCCCCUGGCGGAGUCUCAAAUUGCCGGAGGGAUCUUGUCAACGGGCACAGCACAAUUAGGAACCACGUUCUCGCAGAGUGUGCUAAUGAGUAUGGCAUCCCACGCUUUCAAGUUGAGAGAAAUGUCCAAUCCCUCAAGCUGCUCCCCCUUUGGGGUCUCGACGGCAAAGAUGCCCAUCACGGCCUCAUCGACAACAUCCUUCAGUCGCAGGUGGACGAGAAGAUGCACGACACGGAGACCCAGCGAGACAUUGCGGGCGUCUUCGUCCCCUUGCUGAAAGACUAUGUCAAGGGUGCCCGCACAAAGCGCUACUCGCGCGCCGACCUCGUAAAGUACACCAAUGUGAUGCUUUCCAUCGCCAAAUACUACGAGCACAAAGACUACAACCGAACUUGGAACUCCAAGGAGGUCGAGGACGCCUGGGCCGAGGCUUGGCUGAUGCCAUACAACGACGCCAACAUCAACGACCCUGGAGACUACUUUGACAUCCAGAGGCCCAGCUUCUACGACUUUCGCGAGGCCAUGGGCAUCUACAUGGCAUAUUUCUUCAUCUUUUCCGUCCAGGUGCCGGAUGAGUGCCCCAGGGUCUUUCAGAGCACGCACCACGGCAUCAGCAGCUUGUUUGGCAUGAUCCUCAAGUAUCGCCGCGGCGUUACCUUUGGCAUCUGGGACCACGCCAUCCUGUGGCGCGAGUCAUGUCUCAACAUUAGUCCUGCGCAGUGCGAGCUACCCAUUUCCGUACAGAUGAUGCUGCUGUCCGGCAUCCGUAUGGCCACACGCCUGGCAUACUUCCAUGCCGACGUCGUCACGCCGUGCACCUCCUUAUUCAACCCAAUGUGGGAGACGGAGCUCGGUAGCGACAGGGGCCAGCUUUGCAACCGAAAUCACUUCCGUCGCAAGAUCGAACCAAUCGUCAACGGCAUCAGCAACAUGGACUCGUUCACGCCAGUCGACAGGGUUCGCACGGACAAACCAACCGUUGUCAUGCUGUCCAACAUCCAGUUCAUCAAGGGCAUCAAGACCGCCAUCCUGGCUGCCGACGUCAUCGUCAACAGGUACGGUUUCCGGGACUACAAGCUCAUGGUGUACGGCGCCAAGGACCGUCAGCCGUCAUACGCUCUUGAGAUGGACAAACUCAUCGUCAAGUGUGGCCUGUCCGAUAACGUGAUUCUAGCCGGCUUCGGCAAGCCAAAGGAGGUGCUCAAGGACGCAUGGCUCUUCAUGAACUCGUCCGUCUCCGAGGGCCUUCCACUUGCCAUCGGAGAGGCCGCCCUUGCUGGUGUUCCCAUCGUCGCUACGGAGGUCGGCGCGACCGCAUUGGUCAUGACGGACCCUGAAGAUCAGGAACAGCGAUACGGCGAGGUCGUAGCGCCUAAUGAUCCCGUAGCACUUGCGAGAGCCCAGCUCAAUAUCCUCUGCAUGGUCGGCCCGUGGACAAAGUUCACAACCGAAAGCAAGAGCGCGACGCCUCUGUCACUGCCAGACGACAUCACACCCGACGACGUUGAGUGGCUCUCUCGCCGCAUGCACGAGAGGAGCAAGGACAGACGUAAACUCGGGCUUCGCUCGCGAGAAGUGGUCCUCCACAGCUUCCACGGAAAUCGUUACCUGAGGGAGCACGAGCAGAUGUACUGGAUCCAGUGGCACAUGUCAAAGAUGCGAGCCGACAUUGCCCUCAUGACAUCGUCCAAUAAUGACUUCAAAUUUUCUUCACCGCCACCCCUGAGAUACACUGAGGAGGCGCCAAACGAAGAGGACAUUGACGACGUGAGCGAAGCUGCCGAGGCAGCACGAUACGCCGAGGAGGAAACCCUCCUAAGGUCGGCCGUCUUGCUACCAGGGGCUCAGCACGACCUCGAAUCGCAACUCGGCGAAAAGGAGGGCCGCUUCUCCCGCUUGUCCAAAAUGCUGCGGGAGCCAAAGCGCAUCGAUAUCGACAUUGAUUCUGCGUCAUUCAUAGAGUCCGGAAGGUCUAGCCGAUUCAGCAACUGGCAGGGUUAA